Acanthopagrus latus (yellowfin seabream) is the source of this 3058-nucleotide messenger RNA. It is a transcript of the gene slc20a1a, whose product is annotated as solute carrier family 20 member 1a. The record is from RefSeq and is a predicted model, not a curated record. Gene Ontology annotation, cellular component: membrane. Bases 788 to 2692 code for a protein of 634 amino acids. Gene Ontology annotation, molecular function: phosphate transmembrane transporter activity. Gene Ontology annotation, biological process: phosphate ion transmembrane transport. The transcript is spliced from 11 exons. NCBI's taxonomy places the organism in Eukaryota, Metazoa, Chordata, Actinopteri, Spariformes, Sparidae.
UUCCUAUUUGUAUCUGUAUUUGUAAAGGAGCAAAACCGGGCCUAUAGAUAGUCUCCAGGAAUAUUAUGGGAACAUUACGCCGAUUCCAUCGUAAAUAACAAACCCUGAUGACCGUAAACACGCAGUGGCCCGGAGUGUUGCGCUCCCCUGCCUCCGCAGCGUGAGGAGGAUAUAUUUAGGCAGAAACAAAGGACAUUUCUGUGUCUCCGCGGCGGCGAGGGGAAAACAUCAUUUGGGGAUUUCGGCUUGAAACGAACACAGUCAAAAGACAACUGUAAUUAUUCCUCCGUGCCAACAAGCAGCUACACAUUAACUUCAGACGGCAGAGGUCCCAUGACUGGAGAGGCGUGCACCGAGAGCCGCUCGUAUAUAAAGCAGCGUCCAGCACCGGUCUGUCAACCAUCACACACAGUGCUGGACUCUGACACACACACUCACACACACACACACGCUGACAUCCUCUCAGUGAGCUGACACAGGCUGAUCUCCCCCCUCACGCAGCGCCGGAUCCGAACCCUCCACGUCGCCCUCACCUUGUGUAUCAUCGCUGUCACAAUGGGUGUCUCUCCUGUUUCUGAACCCUGUUUUAUGGUGAAGCCUACAGAUGAACUCUGCACACCAAGCUUGCAAAACAUUCUGACUUCUUCACAGUUGCACCUUUAGAACUGAGCCAAGAGGUUCUUUUAUCCAUUGUGUUGUAGGAAUUUAUUUAUCAAACUACCGUAUAUUACCUCAUAGGUCGCUGUCAGACCACAAUAAAUUAGCUUGGUUUGAUUGUUCUCAUUAAAUGAUGAUGGAUACAAGUACUCUAGCGAGCCUGGCUGCCGUCACCACCAUGGCUGUGGCCGCUCAGUCUGACCUGUCAGGCUACACAUGGCUGCUGGUGUUAGGCUUCGUCAUCGCCUUCAUCCUGGCCUUCUCUGUGGGAGCCAACGACGUGGCCAACUCCUUUGGUACCGCAGUGGGCUCUGGAGUGGUCACCUUGCGCCAGGCCUGCAUCCUGGCCACUAUCUUUGAGACGGUGGGCUCGGUGCUGCUGGGGGCCAAAGUCAGCGAGACCAUCCGACAGGGGAUCAUUGACGUCCGGAUGUACAACGGCUCCGAACACGUCCUGAUGGCAGGCUCCAUAAGUGCAAUGUUUGGCUCUGCUGUGUGGCAGCUGGCUGCCUCAUUCCUGAAGCUCCCCAUCUCUGGAACCCACUGCAUUGUUGGAGCCACAAUUGGAUUCUCCAUGGUAGCCAGGGGUCACCAAGGGGUCAAAUGGAUUGAGAUACUGCGCAUCGUGGCCUCCUGGUUCCUGUCACCUGUGCUGUCAGGCAUCAUGUCAGGAGUCCUCUUCUACUUUGUCCGCAAAUUCAUUCUGAAUAAGGAUGACCCCGUCCCCAACGGCCUCAGAGCUCUCCCUGUCUUCUAUGCCAUCACUAUGGGCAUCAACCUCUUCUCCAUCAUGUUUACAGGAGCACCACUGCUGGGCUUUGACAGAGUGCCGUGGUGGGGUACACUGUGCAUUUCCCUGGGCUGUGCCCUCGUCACAGCGUUGUUCGUUUGGUUCGUUGUCUGCCCACGCCUCAGGAAGAAAAUCAAACGAGACACAGCUCCUGCUCCGUGUGAAACUCCGCUAAUGGAGAAGAACACCAGCAAACCUCCGCCAGCAGAACAGCUCCCACCUCCGAACCCUCAACCCCAGCCUCGUCCAGCAGAAAGUGAGAAGGUGGCUUUCAAACUCGGAGGCUCAGAGGAAGCUGAUUUGGACAACAAUGACAUGGAAACCAAAGACUUGGAUACAGGGAAUGGUCUAAACGGCACUGUUGGCCCUAUGAUGAUCACCGAUCCCCACAGUGGUCGCUCCCACACCAUCCACAAAGACUCUGGCCUUUACAAAGAUCUUCUACACAAGCUUCACAUGGCGAAGGUCGGUGACUGCAUUGGUGACACUGAUACAGAGGAGAGACCCAUCAGGAGGAACAACAGCUACACCUCCUACACCAUGGCCAUUUAUGGUAUCCAAGGAGAUCCUAAAUACAAAGACCUGGAAGUCGGGCUGCAGAGAAGAUCGAGGGUGGACAGCUACAGCAGCUACAACUCAGCCGUGUCCACCGGGAGCACAGUCCAGGACGGGAGUGUGACUCAGGAAGCUGGCCCAGACCCCACUCCGGAGGAGGACGAGCUGGAAGUCGACCAACCUGCCGUUUCCUCGCUUUUCCAGUUCCUGCAGAUCCUCACGGCGUGCUUUGGUUCCUUCGCUCACGGAGGGAACGAUGUCAGCAAUGCGAUUGGUCCGCUGGUGGCUCUGUGGCUUCUGUAUGAGAGCGGCUCUGUGGUGUCCAACUCACCAACGCCCAUUUGGUUGCUUCUUUAUGGUGGAGUGGGCAUCUGUGCCGGACUCUGGGUCUGGGGACGAAGAGUGAUCCAGACCAUGGGCAAAGACCUUACACCCAUUACACCCUCCAGUGGAUUCAGCAUUGAGCUAGCCUCGGCACUCACAGUUGUUGUGGCGUCCAAUAUUGGUCUUCCUGUCAGCACCACCCACUGCAAGGUGGGCUCUGUGGUGGCUGUAGGCUGGCUGCGCUCCAGGAAGUCAGUUGACUGGCGUCUGUUCAGGAACAUCUUCAUCGCCUGGUUUGUCACAGUUCCUAUCUCCGGGCUGAUCAGUGCUGCCAUCAUGGCUCUCUUCAUAUAUGUUGUUCUGUGAGCUGUAAUGUUACUUCACCCGACGGACGGCUACCAGCAGUUCUUGUUUGACCCACAGAUAAAUUGGUUCCAUAUGGUCUCUUCUCAAUGAUGUUUAUGAUAUCAUUCACGGCCAUUUAAGGCCGAGCCAUAGAUUACCCCCGAAUGAUGCAGGAUCUGGUAACAUCAGAAGUCUGUGACCCUGUAUAUCACUACUGUAUGUAUAUUUGUAUAAAAGCUAUGUUGUAAAAUCAAAGCAGUUUUGAUUUAAAAAGCACAAAUAACAGUUAUAUUCUUUUACGUAUUCAGAUGGACUUGAACAAGGAAUUGCUUGAUUUUUAAAGGAUUUCAAUGUAUUUUACUCACUAUUAAACAUUUUCCACUAAUU